CGUGGGUUCCUGUAGAGUCCGUGUGACGUCAGCGCGUCGUCAAUUUGUGACGCCGUCUCUCUUUGUUGGCUUAACAGCGGCGACGUUUUGUUGUUAUUUUCGCAGCUGCUAGAAAACAAGCUCCGUUCACUUCGCUCCUUACCUUAUUCCGCCAUCAGCCGUGUGCACUCUGUAUAUAGACAGCUAGGUGAGUUUGUCACAAGUUGAUAACCACCCUAGGAAUGGACUCAGACGAGGGUUACAACUAUGAAUACGACGACGAAGAGGAGGAAUGUAGCGAGGACAGCGCUGAAGAGGAGCCCGAGGACGACACCUUGGAGCUCGGCGAGGUGGAGUUGGUCGAUCCCGUGGUGGCCGGUGGGGAACGAGAUGAGUGCGGCGAUACUGUCGGAGGCGGCCAAGGCCCCGGCGAGGAAGAAGAGGAGGACUACCGCUUCGAGGUUUUGACUGCUGAGCAAAUUCUCCAGCAUAUGGUGGAGUGUAUCAAGGAGGUCAACGAGGUCAUCCAGAAUCCUGCAACAAUUACACGCAUACUUCUUAGUCACUUCAACUGGGAUAAGGAAAAACUCAUGGAAAGGUAUUUUGAUGGCAACCUAGACAAACUUUUCUCAGAGUGUCAUGUCAUCAACCCCAGCAAGAAACCCCGCAUCCGUCCUCCGAUCAACACUAGAUCAUCUGCACAGGACAUGCCGUGUCAAAUCUGCUAUCUAAAUUUCCCCAACUCUUAUUUUACCGGCCUGGAGUGUGGACACAAGUUCUGCAUGCAGUGUUGGGGUGAUUACCUGACUACUAAAAUCAUAGAAGAAGGGAUGGGACAGACCAUUUCUUGUCCUGCUCAUAGUUGUGAUAUUUUGGUUGAUGACAACACAGUCAUGCGACUCAUAACAGAUUCAAAAGUGAAGUUGAAGUACCAGCAUUUAAUUACAAAUAGUUUUGUAGAGUGUAAUCGACUGUUAAAGUGGUGCCCUGCACCAGACUGCCAUCAUGUCGUCAAAGUCCAGUAUCCAGAUGCCAAACCAGUGAGGUGCAAGUGUGGCCGUCAAUUCUGCUUCAACUGUGGCGAGAACUGGCAUGAUCCUGUCAAGUGCAAGUGGCUGAGAAAGUGGAUCAAGAAAUGCGACGAUGACAGUGAAACUUCAAACUGGAUUGCUGCAAAUACAAAGGAGUGUCCAAAGUGCCAUGUGACAAUUGAGAAAGAUGGCGGCUGCAAUCACAUGGUUUGUCGGAACCAGAACUGUAAAGCUGAGUUCUGCUGGGUUUGCCUGGGUCCAUGGGAACCCCAUGGUUCUGCUUGGUACAAUUGCAAUCGUUACAAUGAAGACGAUGCCAAGGCAGCCAGAGAUGCUCAAGAGCGCUCCAGGGCAGCCUUGCAGAGGUACCUGUUCUACUGCAACCGCUACAUGAACCACAUGCAGAGCCUGCGCUUUGAGCACAAGCUGUAUGCUCAGGUCAAGCAGAAAAUGGAGGAGAUGCAGCAGCACAACAUGUCCUGGAUCGAGGUGCAGUUCCUGAAGAAGGCGGUGGACGUGCUCUGCCAGUGCCGCUCUACGCUCAUGUUCACUUACGUAUUUGCCUUCUACCUCAAGAAGAACAACCAGUCAAUUAUUUUUGAGAACAACCAGGCAGACCUGGAAAACGCCACUGAGGUUUUGUCUGGCUACCUAGAACGAGACAUCUCCCAGGAUUCCUUGCAGGAUAUCAAGCAGAAAGUACAAGACAAGUACAGAUACUGCGAGAGCCGGCGAAGAGUUCUGCUACAGCACGUGCACGAAGGCUACGAGAAGGACUUGUGGGAGUACAUUGAGGAUUGAGGACAUGUCCCAAUGCAACGGACUCUGGAGUAUCUUGACAAAAUAAGAGCGCUGAUGCAAUUUAUCAGGGCAGUACGGGCCUUCUGCUGCCUUUCUUUUUGGCAAAACCUACCACUUUUGCAUCAUUUCCCCGGGUUUGUUUAACAAUAUUAAGUAAAUUAUAUUUAAAUAAAAGGUAGAGUAAUGAAAAGUGUACUACAGUAUUGCUAGCAGCAGAGUGGAGAAAGUCCAUCUUAAGAAAAAAACUGACAUCCUUUUUUGGUUUGUAUUGUAACACCUCCCCUCAGCUUCAUUCUUUUCCUGUCCCCCC
Doryrhamphus excisus (bluestripe pipefish) is the source of this 2121-nucleotide messenger RNA. It is a transcript of the gene arih1, whose product is annotated as ariadne ubiquitin-conjugating enzyme E2 binding protein homolog 1 (Drosophila). Gene Ontology annotation, molecular function: ubiquitin-protein transferase activity; zinc ion binding. The record is from RefSeq and is a predicted model, not a curated record. Gene Ontology annotation, biological process: protein ubiquitination. Lineage: Eukaryota; Metazoa; Chordata; Actinopteri; Syngnathiformes; Syngnathidae.